Messenger RNA from Rhineura floridana, 5564 nucleotides. RefSeq names its product zinc finger protein 420-like. NCBI's taxonomy places the organism in Eukaryota, Metazoa, Chordata, Lepidosauria, Squamata, Rhineuridae. The transcript is spliced from 10 exons. Bases 144 to 3635 code for a protein of 1163 amino acids. The record is from RefSeq and is a predicted model, not a curated record.
AGGCACAUCAAAGGAUCUGUACAGGGGAAGAGAUGUAUAAAUGCUUUUAAUAUGGAAAAAGCUUUAAGCAGAGUUCAACUCUUUCUGUGCAUGAAAGGAUCCAUACAGGGAAGCCAGGCUACAAACAGGCUUUUUAUGGGGACAUGCAGAUAGGCUCACACGCACGUCCGUUCCUCCUCUCCUCUAGAUUCAAGGACCUGGCUCUCAUUCCCAAGAUGGCCGAGAAUGCGCUCUGCAGCCUGGGCUUGUCCAUUGGCCUUCUGGGCAUCAUCGCUGGCCCCAUCAUCUUCAUCAAGGCCCUGAGGAUGAAAGAGGGCAGCAACCAUCGCAGGGGCCCAAUCCACAUCGCACUUUUGGCUCAUAUUCAUCUUGUGAUCAAUGACAAUUCCAAGAUCCUUCUCGCAUGUCGUAUUGGAUACAUCUUGGGGGUCAAGUCUGAGGGAGAACCAUCUGAAGUAUCACAGGAAAAAGCUGAGGAGCAGCUGCAGGAGCAGAAACUGAGGAGUCAAGAUGGAGCAAAGAGACAAGAGGAGAGAGAGACUCACACAGGGGACAAACCUUAUCAGUGCUUGGAGUGUGGAAAGAACUUCAGGUGGAGUAGUAACUUUACUCAACAUCAAAGAACUCACACAGGAGACAAACCUUAUAAAUGCUUGGAGUGUGGAAAGAGCUUCAGUGACAAUAGCAACCUUACUUCACAUCAAAGAAUUCACACAGGGGACAAACCUUAUGAAUGCUUGGAGUGUGGAAAGACCUUCAGUGUCAAUAGCAACCUUACUUCGCAUCAAAGAACUCACACAGGGGACAAACCUUAUCAAUGCUUCGAGUGUGGAAAGAGCUUCAGUCAGAGUAGCACCCUUCGCAUCACAGAAUGUAUACAGGAGACAAACUUUAUAAAUAUUUGGAGUGUUGAAAGACCUUUGAUCAGAAUGGCUACCUUCAGGCACAUCCAAGGAUCUGUUCAACGGAAGAGAUGUAUAAAUGCUUUGAGUGUGGAAAAAACGUUAAGCAGAGUUCAACUGUUUCUGUGCAUCAGAGGAUUCAUACAUGGAAGCCGGGCUACCAACAGGAUUUUUAUGGGGAGUUUCAGACCCCCGACAAUAAUUCAACAUAGCUGUGCAUUUCACGGAGGAGGAGUGGGUCUGAUGGAUCCGGGCCAAAGAGCUCCGCACAGGGAAGCCAUGGAGGAGAAUUAUGAGAUUGGAGCCUCUUUCAAAUCGGAGCUCAAUUCCCGUUUGGAAGAUGGAGAGGAUCUUCUUCAGGUUCCCAAAGAGGAGGAGACCUCAGCAGAACGAGACCUCACUUCAUGUAAGGAAGAAGGAGAAAGUCUGUUUAUCCAGGUCCCCAAAGAAGAGGAGGAGACCUCAGCAGAGCUAGGCCUCAUUUCCUUUUCGGAAGGAGGAGAAGAAGAAGAUCCACUUAUCCAGGGUCUCAAAGAAGAGGAGGCGGAGACAUCAGCAGAACCAGACCUCAUUUCCUGUUGGGAAGAAGGAGAAGAUCCGGUGAUGCAGGAACCCAAAGAAGAGGAGGAGACCUCAGCAGGAUACAUCUGGGGUGUCAAGGCUGAAGGAGAAACAUCUGAAGUAUCACUGGAAAAAGAUGAGGAGCAGGAGCAGAAACUGAGGAGUCAAGAUGGAGCAAAGAGACAAAAGGAGAGACAAAGUCACACCGGCGACAAACCUUAUCAAUGCUUGGAGUGUGGAAAGAGCUUCAGGUGGAGAAACGCCCUUACAGUGCAUCAAAGAACUCACACAGGGCAGAAACCCUAUAAAUGCUUCAUGUGUGGAAAGAGCUUCAGAUGCAGUAGCACCUUUACUCAUCAUCAAAGAACUCAUACUGGGGAGAAACCUUAUAAAUGCUUUGAGUGUGGAAAAAGCUUCGGUGACAGUAGCAACCUUACCUCACAUCAAAGAACUCACACAGGAGACAAACCUUAUAAAUGCUUGCAGUGUGGAAAGACCUUCAGGUGGAGUAGCACCUUUACUCAUCAUCAAAAAACACACACCGGGGAGAAACCUUAUAAAUGCUUCGAGUGUGGAAAGAACUUCACGUGGAGAAGCGCCCUUACAUUGCAUCAAAGAACUCACACAGGGCAGAAACCCUAUAAAUGCUUCAUGUGUGGAAAGAGCUUCAGAUGGAGUAGAACCUUCACUCAUCAUCAAAGAACUCACACUGGGGAGAAACCUUAUAAAUGCUUGGAGUGUGGAAAAAGCUUCAGUGACGGUAGCAUCCUUACCUCGCAUCAAAGAACUCAUACAGGAGACAAACCUUAUAAAUGCUUGCAGUGUGGAAAGACCUUCAGGUGGAGAAGCAACCUUACAUCGCAUCAGAGAACUCACACAGGAGACAAACCUUAUAAAUGCUGGGAGUGUGGAAAGAGCUUCAGUCGGAGUACCACCCUUACUUCACAUCAAAGAACUCACACAGGGGAUAAACCUUAUAAAUGCUUGGAGUGUGGAAAGACGUUCAGGUGGGGUAGCCACCUUACUUCACAUCAAAGAAUUCACACGGGAGACAAACCUUAUGAAUGCUUUGAGUGUGGAAAGAGCUUCAGUCAGAAUAGCACCCUUACUUCGCAUCAAAGAACUCACUCAGGAGACAAACCUUAUAAAUGCAUCGAGUGUGGAAAGAGCUUCAGUCAGAAUAGCACCCUUACUUCUCAUCAAAGAACUCACACAGGGGAUAAACCUUAUAAAUGUUUCAAGUGUGGAAAGAGCUUCAGUCACAGUAGCGGCCUUACUUCGCAUCAAAGAAUUCACACAGGGGGCAAAACUUAUAAAUGCUUUGAGUGUGGAAAAAGCUUCAGUCAGAGUAGCGAACGUACUUUGCAUCAAAGAACUCACACAGGAGACAAACCUUAUAAAUGCUUGGAGUGUGGAAAGACCUUCAGUCAGAGUAGUCAUCUUACUUCGCAUCAGAAAACUCACACAGGGGAUAAACCUUAUAAAUGCUUUGAGUGUGGAAAGACCUUCAGUCAGAGUGGCACCCUUACUUCUCAUCAAAGAAAUCACAGAGGGGACAAAUCAUAUAAAUGCUUGGAAUGUGGAAAGAGCUUCAGUCGGAGUAGCACCCUUACUUUGCAUCAAAGAACUCACACAGGGGACAAACCUUAUAAAUGCUUGGAGUGUGGAAAGAGCUUCAGUCAGAGUGGCCACCUUACUUUGCAUCACAGAACUCAUACAGGGGACAAACCUUAUAAAUGCUUGGAGUGUGGAAAGAGCUUCAGUCGGAGUGGCAAACUUACUUUGCAUCACAGAACUCAUACAGGGGACAAACCUUAUAAAUGCUUGGAGUGUGGAAAGAGUUUCAGGUGUAGUAGCAAACUUACUUUGCAUCACAGAACUCAUACAGGGGAAAAACCUUAUAAAUGCUUGGAGUGUGGAAAGAGCUUCAGUCGGAGUAGCAAACUUACUUUGCAUCACAGAACUCAUACAGGGGAAAAACCUUAUAAAUGCUUGGAGUGUGGAAGGAGCUUCAGUCGGAGUAGCAAACUUACUUUGCAUCACAGAACUCAUACAGGGAACAAACCGUAUAAAUGCUUGGAGUGUGGAAAGAGCUUCAGUCGGAGUAGCUACCUUACUUUGCAUCACAGAACUCAUGCAGGGGACAAACCUGAUAAAUACUUGGAGUGUUGAAAGACCUUUCGCCACAAUGGCUACCUUAAGGCACAUCAAAGAAUCCGAUCAAGUGAAGAGAUGUAUAAAUGCUUUGAAUGUUGAAAAAGCCAGAAAUGUUGUUGAAAGGUGUGUGAUCCUGGUUGAAAUGUGUAGCAUGGGCUGCUUCAGAAGGUGGCUAUCUCCCCUUCCUGUAAAGGGUUUUAAGCAGAGGCUGGAUGCUCCCCCCACCUGCACCCAGGGACAGAUUCACCACCCCAAGUCAGGGAUAGGCUAGAUGACCUUUGAUGUCCCUUCCAGGACUAAAAGAGGAAUAAAAGGGACCCUCCUCCUCUGUCAUUCAGAGCAGUCUAGGACUGAAGGAUGCACAUCCAGCAUCUACACCGAUGGAAGUAGGAUACUUGAAACCAGACCAGAACAAUCAACCCUGGGAAGACAACGAAAGCUACAGACAAGCUAUAGGAAAACUCCUGUACAUCGGCGCAAUAACCAGACCAGACGUGGCGGAAGCACUGGGAUACCUUCGCAGAAAAACCAGCUCGCCAACCAAGGAAGGCUGUGAAGCAUUGAAGAGAGUGGCAAGAUAUCUGAAAGGCACCGUAAAAGUAAAACUAAAGCUAUCAGCUACUCAAGAUCCUAAGCUUCUCGGAUACUCUGAUGCUGACUGGGCUGGAGACGUCAAAGAUCUCAAGUCAACCAGCGGAAAUCAGUUCUACUAUGGGCAGUCACUUAUCUGCUGGAGAAGUCGAAAGCAAGACACUGUAGCACACUCAUCUACAGAGGCAGAUUAUGUAUCAACUGAUGAAGCAUGCAAGGAAAUGCUGUGGCUACGCAAGCUUCUGGGAGACUUGGGCAUAUCUGAACCAGAGCCUAUCAGAAUACUUGAGGACAAUCAAGCUUGCAUAAGUCUUGUGGAAUCAGAAGGACAAAGUUUUCGGGUGAAGCACAGCAAAGUUCCACUACCUAAACGACAUCUAGAUGUGAAGUUCCACUACCUAAAGGACUUCUAGAGAUGACCUACCCUUCAACAGAAGAGAUGACAGCUGAUGCAUUUGCCAAGCUGUUGGGCAAACUGUGACACCAGAAGCUAUGAGGCAAGAUGGACCUUGCAGAGUGAACUAAGUUCUUGUUGAGAAGGGGUGUUGGAAUAUGUGGUUCAACUCAACUGGACUGCAUGGGGUUAAAAAGGGUAGCUAGGGAGGAGACCUGAUUGCUAGGCUACUACCUCUCCUUUGAUCUCCUGCUGUCUCUCCCUUCCUGCUAGACUGAUAUUCUCAGGGUGUUGACUACAUCUUUCGGCUUCUUCUUCUUCUUUCUCCUGAGAGACAGAGAUCUGGAUCUUCUCUUUGUCUGCUCUCUCUUCAUACAGCAUGAGGGCAAACACUAGGCUUAGUGUUUGCAUCUCCAACUUUGCUGGUUAGCUAGAUGUAGAACUCUUUCCUAUCAAGUAUGUACCUCCAGAAUAAAGUAGUUCUUUCUUAUUUUGAAGCUUAAAGUCUCAGUCUGACUAAUUCCAAGGAAGGUGUAAUAUUUAGCCAGGAUUCAAAACACAAAGCUUACUCAGAUGCUAUAUUUCGCUAAUUUGGCUACUCUGCAACAGCUACAACUCAGAAGAAGCCACGGCAAGGCUGUGAAUCUGCGGCUAGAUUGAAGUGGGUCGGGGCAGACUGUGAUGUUCCUGCUUAUAUUGUAAAUAUGGUAAGUGCUGGUUAUAUAGAAGACAUAUGGUAAGUGGAGUGAAAGAGGAGGGGGAGUACAUGAGCAGUAGAAUGCUGGAUGAUUGGCUGAGUGUUUGAAUGGCUGGGAGUAUAAAUGGAAGAAUGACAGUUGAAUCGGGGUGGUGAAUUGGGAGGUGGUGAAUUGGGUGGUGAAUUGAGGAGGUGGAUGGUGUUUGGUGUUGUUGAGAGUGAGUCGGAGUUCUGAGGCAAUUAGUAAGAAGUCAAGUACAUA